Molecule: messenger RNA, 6532 nt
Organism: Myxocyprinus asiaticus (Chinese sucker)
Lineage: Eukaryota; Metazoa; Chordata; Actinopteri; Cypriniformes; Catostomidae
Gene: dgkh
Product: diacylglycerol kinase, eta
Exons: 31
Coding region: 98-3952 (1284 amino acids)
Biological process (GO): intracellular signal transduction; diacylglycerol metabolic process; lipid phosphorylation
Molecular function (GO): protein binding; ATP-dependent diacylglycerol kinase activity
Source: RefSeq, a predicted model, not a curated record
GUGAAAGACCGAAACCAUAUGUCCGACUGCACGAUUUAAAAGUCGUUUUAAUUGAAAACGAGUACGGAGAGAUCCCGACCACAGGGACUAGGAGAAUAUGGAAGAUGACUGCCAAUAUACUCGCAGCCCUGCCUGGGAAGAACUGGAGCCGGAGAAACCAGCGGCGACCGCAUCAGGGCUUCACCAUUCCGGCAUGGGGGCUGUCGGGGGCUCGGGCUCGGUGGUUGACGAGUCCUCCGACAGCGAGGGAGAACAAGAAGGGCCGCAGAAACUCAUCAGGAAAGUGUCAACCUCCGGGCAAAUACGAAGCAAGACGAGUGUGAAGGAAGGGCUACUUCUCAAACAGACCAGCUCCUUCCAGCGCUGGAAAAAACGCUAUUUCAAAUUGCGGGGACGGACACUCUACUAUGCCAAGGAUGCCAAGGCGGGUGGUGUUUUGGCCCGCUGGCAAUAUCGGGUCUCUCGUAGCCGUGUGUGCUGGAGGGUCCUUUCUGUCUGCUGGACCGGAGCACGUCGUUCACCGCCCUCUCUUGGUGCCAGUGGAUCAGAGGAAGGCCUGGUGGCAAUUCGGUCUCUCAUUUUCGAUGAGGUGGAUCUUUCAGAUGCCAGUGUUGCCGAAUCAAGCACAAAGAAUGUCAACAACAGUUUUACGGUAAUUACACCGUUCCGAAGGCUCAUCCUGUGUGCCGAGAACAGGAAAGAAAUGGAGGACUGGAUUAGCUCGUUGAAAUCUGUUCAGUCCAGAGAGCAUUACGAGACGGCACAGUUUAAUGUGGAACAUUUCUCAGGGAUGCACAACUGGUAUGCCUGCUCCCAUGCUCGCCCCACCUUCUGUAACGUCUGUCGGGACAGCCUCUCAGGGGUCACCUCUCAUGGCCUCUCCUGUGAAGUGUGUAAAUUCAAGGCUCACAAAAGAUGUGCAGUCAGGGCCACCAACAACUGCAAAUGGACAACGUUGGCCUCUAUCGGGAAGGACAUCAUUGAGGACGAGGAUGGGAUUGCAAUGCCACACCAAUGGUUGGAAGGCAACCUACCGGUCAGUGCCAAGUGUGCCGUUUGCGACAAAACUUGUGGCAGCGUGCUGCGCUUGCAGGACUGGCGUUGUCUGUGGUGCAAGGCCAUGGUGCACACGGCGUGCAUGGAUCUCUACCCGCGCAAAUGUCCCCUGGGCCAGUGCAAAGUGUCCAUCAUCCCCCCUACUGCCCUCAACAGCAUUGACUCAGAUGGUUUCUGGAAGGCCAGCUGUCCUCCAUCAUGCGCUAGUCCACUCCUUGUGUUUGUCAACUCUAAAAGUGGCGAUAACCAAGGUGUGAAAUUCCUGCGUCGCUUCAAACAGCUGCUCAAUCCUGCCCAGGUCUUUGACCUGGUCAACGGUGGACCUCACUUGGGCCUUCGAUUGUUCCAGAAGUUCGAUAACUUCCGAAUUCUCGUAUGUGGUGGAGAUGGAAGUGUUGGUUGGGUCUUGUCUGAAAUCGAUAAACUUAAUCUUCACAAACAGUGCCAGCUGGGCGUGCUGCCGCUGGGCACUGGGAAUGACCUGGCACGGGUGCUCGGUUGGGGCCCGUCAUGUGAUGACGACACUCAACUCCCUCAGAUACUGGAGAAGCUGGAGCGAGCCAGCACCAAGAUGCUGGACAGGUGGAGUAUUAUGACGUAUGAGAUAAAAAUACCUCCCAAACACAGCUGCCCCACCACACCUGAAGAGGCAGAAGGCCAGUUUCAGAUCUCUUCUUAUGAGAAUUCAGUGGCUGCUCAUCUCACAAAGAUCCUGAAUUCAGAUCAGCACUCAGUGGUCAUAUCUUCAUCUAAGGUCUUGUGUGAGACAGUGAAGGAGUUUGUAGCUAAAGUGGGGAAGUGUUAUGAGAGAAGCACUGACAGCACAGAAGAAGCUGAAGCUCUGGCCCUCAAUUGUGCGAUUCUGAACGAGAAGAUGGAUUUACUCCUGCAGACGCUGAAUUUGGAGGCCCAGGCCCUGACCCCCUCCGCCCUCACCACUCCACCCAUUGUCGAGGAGGAGGUGGAGGAGGAAGAGCUGGAGGAAGAGGAGGAUCUCAGUGAGGAGUCAUUAACAGAGUUGAAGGAGAACGAGACAGAGAAGGGCUCUGCUCAUAAGCUAUUCAGACCCCGCGAGCAGCUGGUGUUGAGAGCCAACAGCUUGAAGAAAGCCCUCAGACAGAUAAUUGAGCAGGCAGAGAGAAUGGUGGAUGAGCAGAACUCUCACACAGAGGAGCAAGAGCUGCAGUCUCCUACAGAUUACAGGAAAGACAGUGAGGACGAAAACAAAGACAAUGAGAAGGAUGAGGACACCAAAGAACUGGAAGCCCUGCCCUUGGUUAAGUCACCAUGCUCACCGCCAGAGAGACGUGUCAGUCGCAGCACGCAAUCCUGUGGCUCCUUCUCCAUUACUCCCUUCACUACAAGCAAAGAGAACCUGCCUGUCCUCAACACACGCAUCAUCUGUCCCGGGCUCCGGGCAGGUCUUGCUGCCUCUAUAGCUGGAAGCUCCAUCAUCAGUAAGAUGCUGCUUGCCAACAUAGAUCCGUUUGGUGCCACACCCUUCAUAGAUCCUGACCUGGACUCAUUAGAGGGCUAUUUGGAGAAGUGUGUGAUGAAUAACUACUUUGGCAUUGGGUUAGAUGCAAAGAUCUCACUGGAGUUCAACAACAAGCGCGAGGAGCACCCAGAGAAGUGCAGAAGUCGCACUAAGAACAUGAUGUGGUAUGGAGUUCUGGGAACCAAAGAGCUUCUGCAACGGACCUAUAAGAACUUAGAGCAGAAAGUUCAGUUGGAGUGUGAUGGGCAGUACAUCCCACUCCCCAGUCUCCAGGGAAUCGCCGUGCUCAACAUCCCCAGCUAUGCUGGGGGAACGAACUUCUGGGGCGGGACCAAAGAGGAUGAUAUAUUUUGUGCCCCUUCAUUUGAUGAUAAAAUCUUGGAAGUGGUGGCUGUGUUUGGUAGUAUGCAAAUGGCUGUUUCAAGGGUGAUUAAACUGCAACAUCACCGUAUUGCACAGUGUCGUACGGUGAAGAUCACCAUUUUAGGAGAUGAAGGAGUGCCUGUGCAGGUGGAUGGAGAGGCCUGGAUUCAACCUCCUGGAGUCAUCAAGAUUCAGCACAAGAAUCGUGCUCAGAUGCUGACAAGAGACAGGGCAUUUGAAAACACGUUGAAGUCUUGGGAGGAUAAACUGAAGUAUGACAAGCCUCCGCUGAGGCCGCACCUGUAUCCUCAGCAGUCUGUGGAUCUGGCCACAGAGGAGGAGGCCACGCUCAUCCAGAUGUGUGCACGAGCCGCUGAAGAUCUCAUUACCAGGAUUUGUGAGGCUGCUGAGAACUACCAACUUCUUGAGCAGGAGCUCGCCCAUGCCGUCAACGCCUCCUCCCAUGCCAUCAAUAAAACACACCCAAAGUUUCCUGAGAGCUUGACAAGAAACACUGCCAUCGAGGUUGCCAGCAAUGUGAAGGCCCUGCACAAUGAGACUGAGUCACUGCUAGUAGGGCGGGUGCCAUUGCAGCUGGAUCCUCCACAUGAAGAGCUGCUGUCCAGUGCACUGCAAAGUGUUGAGGUGGAAUUGGGCAAGCUGGCUGAGAUCCCCUGGCUCUAUCACAUCUUACAGCCCAAUGACGAGGAGGACCAUUCACUGGAGUACGGAAAGAGAAAUAGUCGGAGUGGCAUGUUCCGUAUAGUACCAAAGUUCAAGAAGGAGAAAUUCCCCAAGAAAUCCAGCCCACAGUCAGUUCAGAGGUGGGGUACUGAGGAGGUGGCCGCAUGGUUGGAGCAGCUCAGCUUGGGGGAGUACAAAGACACCUUCAUCCGCCACGACAUCCGCGGCGCCGAGCUCCUGCACCUGGAGAGGAGAGACCUCAAGGAUCUGGGGAUCUCGAAGGUGGGUCAUAUGAAGAGAAUCCUCCAGGGAACUAAGGACUUGGCCAAGAGUUCGAUGGUGGACCUUUGAGACGUCAACACCUAUUACAUUUGUGCAUGAAGAGGAGUUGAAUGGGAGCUCUGGUUUACAGUAUGAAAGUGCUUUGGUAUUGUGAAUAGAGGGCUUUCUGUCCUUUAUUUAGGAUAACUUGUAGAAAAGCUAGGAAUGUUUGUUUUAGAGCAAAUGCUGGUGCCAAAACGACAAGGAUUGUGUCCGAGAAUUUGUAUUGGUUUUAGAUAGAAAAGCCAUUCCUCACUUAUCGCGUCAAUGGCAAAAUCAGGUAUGCAAUUCUUAUUGUACAGGAAACCUUUGGCCUCUUUAAAAGAUUCAAAAUCAAGUAGCAAAACAGGACUUCCAUAAAACGUUCUCCCCGAGAGAAGUAAGGCCUCUGAAUAGCUUACUGGCUCUUUGCCUUGCGGUAGAUGACAACAAUAGGAGGGUGAUGUGAUGUGUCAGCAAUAUUCUGCUUUCGACAGCACUGUUUACAUUUUACAGAGACGGGAAAAAGACUGCUGAAGUAUUGCAAUCAAACAGCAAUCAUCGUAGAAUGGUUGUGGAAUCCAAGAAAGGUCAACAAGGGGUUUUCCUCGACAGUGAAAUUCUGAUGCAUGGGUGUGCUUGCUAUAUUUGUAUAGCUAUUUUAAUGCAUGAUCAGCAUCUUGUUUUUUAUUGUACAAACUAACACUUGAACAAGUUUUAUAUGAAUUUAGUAGAAUGCCAUUUGUUACUACUGAAACAUCCCUUUGGUCAAAUUAGACUGCUGAUUUAUAUCUAUUUAUCUAUCUGCAUGGAAACUUUGUGUCAAAAAGCAGUGUCAUGUGCCAUAUUUAUUGUAAAAUGAGCUUUACUGGUAAGAAAUGUUUUUAACCUUAUAUUAGAAUUAAGUACCAAAGUGAAUGUCUCCCGGUUUUUGCAGUGAAAUAUUUUAGUUCGCCUAAUAAGUGUGAACAUUUUCAAAGUUUAAGCGCCCCCCCCCCACAAAGAUUCACCGAAAAAUGAAAAUUCUGUCAUCAUUUACUCAACCUAAUGUUGUUCCAAACCCAUAUGAUUUUCUUCUGUGGAACACACGCAGGAAAGAAGAUUAUAGAAUUUUCAAUCGAUUAUGAUUUGUAGAAUCCCACUGAAAAUCUAGCUUCUGAAAUCCCUUAAAAGUUGUUUGGAAAAACACUAAGACCUCUAAAAUAUUCCCACAGUCUCUAUAUCCUCUCAAUGUAACUUAUAACUUCAAGAUAUUGUUAUACAUUAGUUUCAAUAGGAAAUGGAGUUUUGAAGAAAUUGCAGUUGACCUGCAACAUUACAUAUUGUUGAUUUUUGAUCCAGGAAUCAUGCGCAAGUUUGAUAGAAUACCUACAUUGACUUUUGGUUGGUGGCAUUACAGGGUAUAAGAGAUGUUUGUUUGUUAAUAUAUGCACUGUAUAUAUGUUGAAGAGUCUAAACUGUUAACUCCUCUUAUGAUUAAAGUCUUUGUAUAGUAGAAUGCUUACAUGCUAUUAUCAGAUUACACAUUGAAAUGUGUAUAGAGCACCAUAACACCUUUGUGAAUUCUAAGUUAAGUAAUCGCCUUUACACGUUAAGUGCUGUUGUACUCUAUGGAAAGUGCAAUAUUGUAUUUAUUUUUAUACAUUUCUUCUUGAUGAAGCUUUAUUAUGUGAGGUUUUUUCAUGGAAAACUAAAAAAGGUGGACUUGUUGACAGACAAUUCAUGACAUGUUCUCUCCAAAAUUCAUAACUCUUCCAUAAGCAAAUUGUAAAUCCUGUUUAACUGUGCUUCCAGGAUAAUUUGCUAGACGGCUGGUUGUUGCCUCAUACUGACUAUUAUCUUUUGUGCCUCUUUAUUUUUUCUGUAAAAUGGGGGAUUUUGAGCUUUGCGCUACACCUCGUUAUAAAUUAGCCAAGCCAACCGACAGUGCAUCUGGGACUCAUAACAGUAGACUUUAGUUUAUGUUAUAUUAUAAUUUUCCUCUAGAGGGUGUUAGAUAACAUCAAAGUAUUAGUUUAGAGAGAGAGUGAGACGCAGAGAGAAAAUACUUUGGAAAAUAUGUGUUGUUUCCAACCAAGAUAUGUAAUUCCACCCAUAAUUUACCUGAAGAAAGAAUUAAAACAAAUAUGGAGACUGAGCACAAGCCUAGAGGGAUGGGUUUGUUUUAUUGGGUGGAAUUUUGAAGAAAAAAAAUGCAGCAUGUUUUUGAAAAGGAUAAUACACAUUUAAAGAGUUCAUUUAGAGUUUAGUUCAUUAUCAUCAAGCAGUGGGACUAGUAAGACUUUCAUGACAGCAGUUCAUUAAUCAAUAAUUGAAAUAGUGUGCAUAAUGAAGGCACAACAGCGCCAAGGAUAUUGUAAUCUGCUUUUUGUUCCACAAUCUAUGUUAUCUGUUUAUUAUGGUUUAAUUGGCAACUUAAUGUCCCUCCCUCCCUUCAUCCAUGUACAUUAGUUCAUUUAGGUUUGACUGAAUUCCACAAAAAGCAGAAAAGUGGAUUGAAGCUAAAAAACGUACAGUAUGGAGAUAUUGACAGCAUCUAAAACUUCAAGGAUUAGUUCACCCAAAAAUAAAAAUUCAGUCAUUGUUUACUCCAUAUGACUUUCUUUCUUUUUCUGAAUACAAAGGGAGAAA